This is a messenger RNA of Symbiodinium necroappetens, 672 nucleotides long. The record is from the annotation of a GenBank genome assembly. Lineage: Eukaryota; Dinophyceae; Suessiales; Symbiodiniaceae.
AUGGUUUACAACCCAGAUCCCCGAACACGGGAUGAGGAGACGGUUUUCGUGAACCCGCGCAUCAUCUCCUUCAGCGACGACAAGGAUUGGCAGGUCCUGGGAGAGAGGGAAGAGGAAGAGGAUGAUGGGGUGAGAAGGCCGAAGGUUGUUUGUCAUUCCCUCGGUGUGGGCCUCGAGGACUUAGUCAGGCAAAGCUUCGGUAAGGAUCCGCGGGAACGUUCAGCGGCCCGUGUGGGUGGAGGUGGAGGUGCUGGGACGUACCCCUACGCUCUUUUGGUGUCCAAGCUUUCGCGGAUCCAGCUGAGCGAGUUCAAGCCGUGCUCUGCAAGGGCGUGCACCUUCAUCAAGAUCUUCGGAAGCGGCAUGGUGCCCACAACCUUUGAUCGGAGCUGGGAGGAUGCGCCCUGGUGUUCGCCGUGGUUCGCAAUGGAGACACCAAUCACAGCAGGCUCAGCCAGCACUUCCUGGAACCCCGUUGCCCGUCCUUCUCCUUGCGGCAGAUGCAGCAGGAGUGCAACGGAGAAACAGCCCGACAUAGCAUUAUCAACCCGCUGCACAACUCUCGCUCCCGUCAUGCUUAUGUUUGGUGCAUCGGUGGCUGGUGGCUUUCCAAGAUCCUUCACGAUUGGCUGCUGCUUGCCGGGGCGCACGAGUACACAACUCUGCGAAUAG